This is a messenger RNA of Diatraea saccharalis (sugarcane borer), 2713 nucleotides long. NCBI's taxonomy places the organism in Eukaryota, Metazoa, Arthropoda, Insecta, Lepidoptera, Crambidae. The record is from the annotation of a GenBank genome assembly.
GAAUGAUAUUAAUUUUUUUCUAAACACUAGGUUAAUUUAGUAUUUUUUCUUAAAAAAUAUGAAAUUUAAAUAACGAUUGUGUCCAUAUUUAAAAAAAGUUGUUUUGUCUGAAGUUGGGUACAAUACCUACUAAGUCUGUGGAAAAGACUAAAUAUUCAAAAUGUUACAGGUUAUAAAUGGAUCUUUACUAAUCUAUUUUAUUAUUUUAUGCGCGUUGAACGUAUUGAUAUCUCACUUGGUAAAACCUAUUGCAGCAUGUUUUAAUAAACCAUCAUAUGAAGAAAGAACAUUAUGGGCAGAGAUAUUAAGGCUUAAAACAGAGCAGAAGAAAAUGUCUAUGAAGGAUGAAUUUGCUGCGUAUUCAAAAUUGCAACGGAAGAUCAACAAGUUAGAAGGACAAUUGAAAGAUGAUUCACAGUCACGGAUGAGCAAAAGUCUAGCUGUCAAAAGUUCUGUUCAAAUCAUACUUCAAGUUACAUUGGCAUUGGUGACAGUGAUAUCAGUAAUAUGGUUUAGACGUGAACCAAUCGUAACACUGGAAACUAAUCUUUUUCCUUUGACAACUUUCUUAAGAUAUCCUAGUGAUAUACCUAAUGCUAUUUCAACACAUGUGUGGGUAAUAAUUACAAAUGUAUCACUAAGGUCUUUGUUAAAACCAAUUUUAUAGGUAGUAAAAUAAAACAAUAAAGUUAAUAAUCAACUAUUUAUUUAAAGUACAAGAUAAAAAAUCAACUCAGUCAAACUGUUUCCUUUCCGGGAUUAUUAAAUACCAAUUUUCCAAUCUUAUACAUACGUAUAAACAUAUACAUAAUAAAAAGCACUAUCUCCAAGAAAUUAUAUCUACUAAACACUUAAUUUAUUUGCAUUAUAAACAAUAUUUUUUGGCUGUUGUGAUGAGUUUAGAAUAAAAACUUAUUUUUAAAUAUUUCUAUUUAAAAAAUUAAGUUGUGGAUAUUGAAUACCUAAUUCCUUAGUUGUAAAUCAACACUUGGAAUUCUUAAAUUUUUCGAACAUUUAUAAAUCUUUAACAUAAUAAUCAACAUUUCUGUAAUUUACUUACAUUAAUUAUACUUUAAACAAAUGACUGAAGGUUAUGCUUCCCUAAGAAAGUAUUUUAAAACAACGAUUUUACAUAAGCAUAUGUGACAUCAGACACCUCAACAUUGAAAGCCUUCGAUAAAAAUAUAUAAAUGUAUAUUAUUCAUAAAAGAAUAAAUUUAUCCAUUUGGAACUUACUAAUUUAUUUGCUGGAAAACUAUUAUAACUGCCUCCUUUGUUUUGGAACCUAUACUAAUAUUUACAGGCUCUAUAUCACAGCUUACCACUUACAGAGUAUGCUAAAGGUGCAACAUGCACAUUAUCAAAGAUAUGAAGUAAGUCAAAAACAAAAUUUGCAUAGAAAACAUCUUAUAACAUGUAUAAAACAUAAAUAAUGCAUCAUUUUGUGCUUAUCAUAAAUUCUAAGUUUUGAAUUGAAUUAUACUUGUGCUUUAUAGUAGUAGUAUUUUAUAAUAAAACCAGGAUUAUAAACUGCUUUGAUCCAAAAUGUAUUUUAUAUUAUCUUAAAACUAAAAAAGUUUUAUUCUACUAUGCUGACUAGCUAUAAUUGCAGCCAAAUUAAAAUAUGACACAUUAUAAAGUUGAAAAAAGAAAUUGAAACAGUAUAUUUAAAAUAAAUAUACAUAUUGACUACAGAGUUGAUGAUUUGUAACACUAGUCUCGAGUACUGGGCGUUUGCACUGAUUAUCCAGCACCAACACAGCGGCAUCACCAAAUCGGUGGAAUAGAUUUUUUUUUAUAAUUUUUUUUUUACUUUGUAUGCAACCAGACUUAUGAUGUCUCUACACUGGUGUAAAUUUACGCCCACUGGCAACUAUACAGAUCACUAAUCAAUUCUACAUUUGAUAUUGAUGUUCAACCAAUAUUAACAAUUAUCAGUGAGACUAGAAAAAUGACUAAAGUAGCACUGAAUAUAUACAUAUUUAAUAUAUGAUCUGUGAUAAAAUGGAAAUUAAUAUAAUCAUUGAUUCUAACAGUUUCAAUGACUCAGUUUUAGUGGAAUUUGCAGUAAUUAUAAGCUUGUAACUGAAAUAUAGAUUUUAAUUAAUCGCACAUGGACAUAUUUUUUUUGUAAAUUUUUUAUAUACACAAUAUUGAUAAAUUGUGAAAAAAAAUCUAUAAAAAAAAACAUGAAACAGAAGCAAGCAUACUAUUUAUACUAUUUACAACAUUAAUCAACAACAUCUAAGUAAAUCAGUCCCUUUAUGUGGCACAGUGAUCAAUUCACUACAGCAUUCUUAGUCCUUAUAAACUAAUAACACAUUAAUUACAAUAUAAAAGAUUCGACUGAUAUAUUACUUCGCUGAGAAUGAGGUAAGCUCUCGAGUCUAACAAAACAGUGCUAUAAGGCACUGGGCAGAAAGCUAUUAUUUUACAUCGCGGCCUACGAUUUGCAAUCAAACUUCUAUUCGUGGCGCAACAGAAUUGUUAUUGUUUAAGCCUAAAGCUUUUAUUUCAAUUGCUAAGUGUUUUCAUAAAAAGAACUAUUAAAAUGUGUAGUCAAUAGAUAAACGACGGCCUCGUAAGUUGACAUCAUUAUCGCUGUGUUUGGUAUUUGGCGCACCAGCUGAGUGCCUAAGCCCCUAAAAAAGAAAAAAAAAGGCACAAUCAAUAUCUGUGAAAUGGUAAAAAAACAACGUUGUAGUAUUUUGUU